AUGGCUACUCAAGGGAUUGCCGGUUCGAAAGAAUCAGAUAUAUCUUCCGUCCUCACACAACGACUUGCUUCUGUCCUUCCUAAAGACGUCACUUUUAAGAUCUACCAUCUAUCUACCCCUCCAACCAAAACCUCAUCAUUAUAUUCUGCGCCGCCGAAUAGUCGACCCGAUAGGACUUAUCGCGAGAGCCAUUUUCUUACAGUUUCAAUUCGAACUCCUUCAAAACAAGAUGCAUCUGAACUACUUGAAGUAUUAGUUUUUGCAAUCGAAAUCCUGAUUUAUUCCACCGCAUAUGAUACUACAUUUUUUGUUUCAAAGGCCGAUUCGACCGGUUAUCUUCACCUUCUAAAUCUACCCAAAGGAACGCCUUCUCCCAUAAGGGAUAUCAGUGCUACAUUCUUACAACAUUUGGUCGAACAACAUCAAAGGGAAAAUAUUCGAAGUAUUGUCUCGCUUUUCGCACGAGCUCAAGAUCAAUAUCUUUUCCCAGGGAGCAUUGAAUAUAGUGGAAAGCAUGUGUUGGACGAUAGAGGCUUGGUGCGCUGGUGGUGUCGAGUUCUUGAUCCCCUGAUAGAGCAGACGGAAACCUCGAAUAAUUUGCGAAAAUCACAAUGGGACUCAGUGAAGGGCUUUUUAAUUGUGCCUGGGCAGGACAAUUACGAGACCAGGUCAUAUCUUCCAGCAAGAGCAAAGGCACAGACUACGCAGAGCUCCUGGACCAUUGGGCACCCACUUCGACAAAUUUCAAGACAUGCAGAUGAUGUUCCUCCACGAUGUCUAGUCCCACAUUAUCCUGACGAUCCAAAAGCAAGAUUUCUAGACGAAUUAGAUGAUGAAAUAGGAAGAGGAAAGGAUGAUUCGAAUGGGCAAUGGAAGAGUGUGAGAAAUAUUGACCAAUUUUGGGAAAUGAUGGCAUAUAGACAAGAGUGUUCAGCCGGUCGACUUGUUGGAUUUAUAUGGAUUGUUUUUACACCAACAUCUCGACAUAAUCACGGAGAUCUUGUAAUUGGCAGCAGCCAAACUUCAACAUUAGCUGACGAUAGUCAAGAGCUCAACUCAUCAUUUUCAUCCAUACCAGACGCUACACCAGCCAUUUCCACUCCAACGACAUCCUUUCCUAGCUCGAAUCCAGCUCAGCAGUCACCUCCGAAGCGAAGUGAUAUUCUUUCAGUCAUUAAGGAACCUAGUCAAUUGUCAAAGACUUCCGCCCAACGGAAGAAGAAAAAAUUGUCUGGGCGUAUCAUUCCUAGACAGCCACGCAUUAAGACUGAGAAUAAAAAUUACUUGUUAGAAAGACCCGAGAGCACUGCAUACUAUACUUGGAAACCAGAAGGUCGUGGUCAAAUUAUCGUUGACGAAACGGAUUAUCAUCGAAUCAAUGAAUUGCUUCUUCGACUAGACUUUGCCGAUCUAGACCUAGCAAGUUCGAGUUCGAAAAGAUGGAUCAAUGAAGUUCGUUCAGGUGCUGGAAGCAUGGGCGACACAUGGGGCCAAUUAGUUACAGGAACCAAAGUAACAGAGAUCACAAAUAAGUCGAGUGCCGCAGGCGUUACAACUCUUAAUGUAGGACUUGUGCGAAAGAAAAGGAAAUCCAGCACAGAUGAGCCUCAUGAGCCCACUCCUGCCGCGGUAACGAUCCCACAAGUUAAUGUGCUUGGAGCUGGUAUGAUUAGAAAAAAGGUAAAGAACUGA
Botrytis byssoidea is the source of this 1692-nucleotide messenger RNA. RefSeq lists its product as uncharacterized. Gene Ontology annotation, biological process: DNA damage response. Bases 1 to 1692 code for a protein of 563 amino acids. Gene Ontology annotation, molecular function: histone H3K56 acetyltransferase activity. The transcript has a single exon. Lineage: Eukaryota; Fungi; Ascomycota; Leotiomycetes; Helotiales; Sclerotiniaceae. Gene Ontology annotation, cellular component: nucleus. The record is from RefSeq and is a predicted model, not a curated record.